Diorhabda carinulata is the source of this 1492-nucleotide messenger RNA. It is a transcript of the gene mRpS5, whose product is annotated as 28S ribosomal protein S5, mitochondrial. The transcript is spliced from 4 exons. Gene Ontology annotation, molecular function: structural constituent of ribosome; RNA binding. Gene Ontology annotation, cellular component: ribosome. Bases 54 to 1385 code for a protein of 443 amino acids. NCBI's taxonomy places the organism in Eukaryota, Metazoa, Arthropoda, Insecta, Coleoptera, Chrysomelidae. The record is from RefSeq and is a predicted model, not a curated record. Gene Ontology annotation, biological process: translation.
AGAAUGGUUAGCUAGGUUAGAAUUGGUUAUCUGUCUUUUUAAUUUUUUAAAUUAUGGCAGGACAAUUAGCAAAUGUAACUAGAACAUUUCAAAAAUUAACGUUAGCUUUUAGAUGUAGAGUAGCUGCCGUAAUAAUUAACCCUAACAAUGAAAAUGAUGUUCAUAUUCUAACACAAACUUCAACAAGAAAUACAAAUUUUUUCAAUAAGUUGCCUGCACAGGAUCUAUGGAAGGGGAUUACCUCUGUAAGUAAUGCUGGUAAAAAGAGAGGUCGAGGUAAAAAUGUAUCUAAAUCUAAAAUAAAAGACUUGAAUCGUGGUCAAAUAAUAGGGGUAGGGAAAGCAAAUAUAGUUUGGCCCGGUCUUUCUGCUCCUAUAAUUAGAGGAAAGGAGCUGGUAGAACAACAUCAAUUACCAGAGGAUCCUGAGAGAGAAAAGAAACUGAUUCAAAUAAGAGACUCUAUGGGUACAUCUAAAAGACCCAAAUUAAGUCCUUUAGAACGAGGUUGGUCUGGUGCUAAACUACCUGGAAGAAGUAUUGGACCUCCGGAUCCCAUAGAAGAAGAAACGUUUGAAGGUUUUGAUACAAAAGUAUUAGAAUUGAAAACUGUAUUUAAUAUGAAAGGGAAUUUUGGUAGAAAGAGACGACAAUCUGCUCUAGUAGUAACUGGAAAUGGUAAAGGUCUUGCUGGUUUUGCUUUAACAAAAGGAGCUGAAGCUAAAACUGCUCUAAGGAAAGCAAAAAAUAGAGCUGCUCAAAAACUAAUGCAUAUAAAGUUAUAUCGAAAUCAUACAGUUUGUCAUGACUUUUUUACCCAGUUUGGUACUACAAAGAUUUAUGUUUGGCAGAAACCCGAAGGACAUGGUUUAAUAUGUCAUAGAGCUAUUAAAACAAUAUGUGAAGUUGUUGGUAUUAAAAAUCUCCAUGCUAAAGUCGAGGGAUCAACAAAUGUAGGAAAAAUCAUGAAAGCUUUCUUUUUGGGACUGAUCAAACAGAAAACUCCCGAAGAAAUUGCUGAAGAGAAAAAACUACAUCUCGUCGAAUUUUGCAAAGAAAAUAAUUAUUUUCCUAAUAUUAUUGCUUCUCCAAAGGAAUGUAGGAAAUUAGAAGAAAUUCCUAAGGAUGAAAUUUUAGAUUAUAAACAAUAUUGUUUUGAUGGAAGGGUUGUAUUGAAAAAGAAAAAGUACCCACCAUUUUAUGCAACUUAUAAAUCUUAUGAAUUAUAUUUGAAAAAACAAGAAAAGAUCAGGAACCAGAAUGAAGUCAGAAGAAAUUUGAGAGCAGAAUAUGGUGAAAUUAGAAGUCAUUUGGCAGAUAAAUAUCCAGAAUGUAAACAAUAUAGAAGUGAAAAGAAAGAAAACGUAGAUGAAGAAAAUGAACAAUGAAAAUUAAAUAAAUAGUUUUAUCAGUUUUUAUAUUGCCUUGUUUAAAACUUGUUGUUAUUUCCCCCAAAUGAAUAAUCUUGUGAGAAAUUACACAAAAGUAAAUCAUU